This is a messenger RNA of Ruditapes philippinarum (Manila clam), 5815 nucleotides long. RefSeq lists its product as uncharacterized. Lineage: Eukaryota; Metazoa; Mollusca; Bivalvia; Venerida; Veneridae. The coding region runs from base 821 to 4594 and encodes 1257 amino acids. The transcript has 6 exons. The record is from RefSeq and is a predicted model, not a curated record.
GCGUAAAUUUGUAAAGGAUAUUAUUAUUGACGACAAAGAUUCAGAGAACCCUUGUUGUGGUUAAAAAGAAAUCAUGGAAGUUAAAAGCCGGAACAUUACAAUAUUUUGAAAUAAGGUGGAACAUUAGAAUUAUUUUGAAACAGGGAGAGGACAGGGCGUUAAUGAUCAAGAGAUAAAAAGGCUCCUCAGUUGGAAUUAGUGUGCCUGAAGCUAAUGAAAAACUGUUUGAUUGCCUCCCUCGUCAGUGAUUUAGGAGGAAAUUUUCUGAGAUUUUUACAAGAACCAGAGUCAGGAAACUGUGUUUUAUGGAAAAGCUGUAACCGAAACUGUGAGAUAUUGUGCUCAAGUUGCAGUGUCAUCGGAUUGUGAUCAUUUUCGUGAACGGUAUAAAAGGUGAUGGACAAGGACUUUGUUGAAACAAUUUAUGUGGAUAAUUACUACUCUGGUACUUUAAUUUCGACACCCUGGAAUCAAUUGCAUUGAUCAUGUUGAUUAACAAGACCAUCUGCAGAUGAAUAUACUUCCAUUAGAUGCCCAAGAUAUUAUGUUUAAGAUUUCUAUCUACCGGAAUCAACAUAAAAACUUGGCAACAUUCUGACGAGUAAGGAUAGAAUAAUCUCCAGUGAAAUUAAAAAAAAACGGAAGUUAUAUUUUGCGAGUAUGUGUUAAACUGGGGGCGAGAAAUGUCAAUUUAAGAACAUAGACUGUGAUACCUUGUUUAUGGAGAAAAAGCAUGAUUCUGGGCGCUUGUGUGUGCUGUAUAGAGUACAGUCUAUUUGUAAGAGAAACCAGUCAACUUUAAGGUUUCCAUGGAUACAAAAUGGCUGCCAUAUAUCUUAUUUUCCUGUGUUCAUUUUUAAUCAGUCAUGAAACUUUUGGAUUAGAUUAUCAGGAAUAUGGAAGAAAUAAAAACUCUUUCCUGGAAAAGACGGAAAUUGAAAAAUAUUGGAAAAGAAUAAAACUAAUAAAACGUUCAGUCGAAAAUAAUAUUGGAGAAAAUGAUGCAAAUUCAGAUUUAGUAACAACAACUUCUGCAAAUUCAAUAUAUAAUUAUGCCCCAGGAUCAGGAAACAACAACAACAUAAGUGUUAAACCAAUGAAUUCAAGUGCAAAUUCUGGCGAAAAUCAAAAUGAUGAAAACUCACUACCCUCUCCACAAAUAGGUGAUACAUCAAACCAGGGUAAUCAUAAUAAUGAUCUGAAUUCUCAAAACUCUAGCAAUACAAGUAACCAAAUAAAUGAUAUUGAUUCAAUGAUUAUCUCAGGAAAUAACACUGUAAAUAACAAUAAUAAUUCAACUGCCAUAUCACAAAGUGCAAUAUCCUCAUCCAACCAUAGCAGUGAAUAUGUUCGCGAACAUGCUCUAUCCACAUCACAAAAUGAGACUAAAAAUAACACUGUUGACAAUUUCGCUACACCAGUAACUUCAACAAGACAAAGUGCCUCUAAUGCAAUUCUGAGUACCACAGAUAAAAUGGCUAAUAUGCUUGGUGGAAACAAUUUAAAUACUUCUCCUCCACCUACUCAAGUGGAUAACAAAAUGAAUAACGAGAUCCCAGAAAUGUCAACACAAGUGAGCCCGUUAAUACAAACUACCUCAGCUGCACAAAAUAUUAUUACAACCACUCCGCUUACAACGAUUCCUAUGCAGAAUGAAAUAAUUACUGAAUCGUCUGUAAAUUUUACCACAACAGUAAAGACUACGAUUGAAUCAAAUGAAAACAAUAGCAAUAUUUUUCCAACUUUGGCCUCAACAGCGUCUAAUGAAACUUUAAAGGAUUUGCCUCAAGGAAACAAUGAAACUGUCUAUAAUAGCAGCAAUCCAGCCAAUGUGGUUCCUGAAAAUUCUCCAAAACCAACUUUAAGUGCAGGAACUGAUAAAGUGACUGACACAGCUGUUACAGCUGAACCAGAAACAAACAAUGAAACCAUCACCAAUGCUCCUGAUUUUGAACCAGAGCCUGAACCAGAGCCUGAAAAUAAUUCAACUGUUGUGGAACCAGAGCUUACAAGUGAACCUGAAGGCAGUAGCAAUGAUACUGAGAUUGCAAAUCCAGAAACUACUGUACAAACAGUAACCAGCAGCAUUAAGCAAGGACUUAAUUCAUCAAGUAAUCAAGGCAGCACUGAUUCUCCAAAUGUUGGAAUAACUACUCAGAAUACAAUUAGCAAUAAUUCAACUGAUACAGAAAGUGGUCCUGAGCCUACAGGAGAACCUAAUAAUAAACUAACAAAUGGAACUGUUGAACCUGAACCAAGUGCUAAACCAGAACUUACAGAUUCACCAGUUACUAAUUCAUCAACAUCUGAACAAAGUGGUAAUGCUGAGCCUACACCUGAAACAGAGGAAACAACUACAUCAAGUACAAUAAGAACAACUACUUCAAAGGUAGAAGUAGAUGUAACCCCUGAACCAGAAAGCGAAGCAACUUCUGAACCAGAACCUGAAAAUAGUACUAAGUCAGAUAACAUUGGUAAUACAACAACAGUGUCGAGUAAUCCUUCAACACUUAAACCAACAACAGUUGUAACAACUGUUGAAAAAGUACCAGAAACAACAAUUAAACUAACAACUGUUGAAAUAGUAGCAGAAACAACAAUUAAACCAAAAACUACCACAAACCCCGAGCCUAGACCAGAGACAAGUCAUGAACCAGUGACUAGUGCUCACCCAGAACCAUCAGAAAAUGUCACUACAGGUAGUGCUAUUGUAGAACCUACUGCUGAACCAGAAAUAUCUAGUUCAACUGAAAAAACACAUACGGGCAAAAACAAACAGCUUGUGAUAUCUAUUUGUGUUCUACGUGCCACAUAUUUAAUGGUGGAUGCUUAUAAUUCAUUGGGAACAUUUCCAUUCGGUUUGGAUUAUUUCAUUUACAGUACAGCAUUUCCAUGUAUGACGGCAUUAUUCAGUAUAUUAUUUUACGCUUUACUUCUUGCUACAAGAGUGCGGGCCAUUUCUAAAAAAGUUCAGAAACUAUGGGUGCUAGUUUUAAUUGUGUCAUUGCAUUUCUUAUUAUCAAUAGCUACAGAUAUAGUUGUUGGAUUAUUUUCAAGUGCUUCAGUAAUGAUAUUUAUAUGUCAAGCAUUUUUCAUACUAUGGGGAUUAUUGAUGUUCGUAGGGUAUUUGGUGUUGUUUCGAAAACUAUAUAAAGGUGCUAUGACACAUCAGAAGCUAAUGACGGGAAGCCCCAAUGAGUAUAAACAUAACACGUCUCAUACAUAUCAAGUCAAGCCUACUAAACAGAGGUACACACUCUGUCUUGCAGUGAAAAUUACGUUCAUUUCGGCAUUUUUCGGUGUUGCUAUAAUAGGAUUUGAGCUUUACGGGAUGUUCGGUGUGUAUGGUGUGCUGAAGUUUGAGACAAAGCCUGAUCCAUGGCCUUGGUGGACAUAUCAUACUAUUGUGAGAAGUUUGGAAAUUUUAAUGUGCUUAGGUGUUGCAUAUGUUGCUAGUCAACCGUUGAGAUAUAAAAUGAAGAAAGAUAUUAAUCAUAAGAUAUACGAUUAUUUAUUACCGUGUAGUAUGUGCUGUUGUCCGAACAAACUGGAUCAGAAUGAAGUAUUCAGCUCUUCAAUAAGUUUGGAUUUUGUUGUCUCAGAAACAGACCAUUUAAGCUGGUUGAAAAAAAUUAGGAACAAGUCGCCUUCUCCGAAGGCCCCAUAUCCUCCGCACACAGCAGAAAAAUAUUCUGAUCCCGAUGCGACAUUAUUAGUUCGUAAAAUAAAACGGACUAGUAAACCAUCAAUGUUGGUGGUUGAGGAUGGUUUUGUAAGAAUACGACGGGAAGAUGAAAAUUUACCAUCAAACCAGUAUGAACUUGAUUCUCGAUCGUCUCAUUCCAGUGAUAUGAAUGUGGGACCAGAUGGGCAAAAUACGGGUGCUUUAACAAAUGUUGUGAAUUUGAAUUACACAGGUCAUAGUAGUCCAAAUGUUGGACAUGAAAAUGUGCCGGGUAUAAAUUUCGAGAACUAUUUACUGCAGGGAAGUGCUUCAAAUCAAGGAUAUAUUGAUAAUGAUGAAAGUGCUGAUGAAACUGAUAUAGAUAUUGUUGUGACCGAGAGUGAACAGGAGAGUGAUAAUCAAGAUAUUCCUGAAAGUGCCGAGAGUGGUGCAUCAAAUAAAAGUGCAGAUAUAUUUAGGCCACUGUCAAUGAUUGAUUUGGCAGCAAGCAUGGAAUCAGAGUUAGACAGAGCAUUUCAUUCCAACUGUGUGGAAGAAGCAGACGUUAUUUCGCACAAUAGUUUACCCCCAUCAUUUGAUAGGUAUGAUAAAAAUUCAAGUGAUUGUGCUUUUAAUGAAAGUCUUUGUGACAAGUAUUGUGAUAAUAACGCUGGGGGUGCUGUGUCAAACCUUGAUUCCACAAACUAUUCGUCAGAUUCUGCCGACGACCAGGGUAAAUCAAGUGAUGCACGAUUAAUGAGGCCCCUCGUGCGGAGAUGUAAGAGUGAUGACUCUAAGUCAAGUUCACCCAAGUAUAAACAUUUUGAAAAAAACAAGUACUUCUCGGUUUCGAGUGUGGAUACAAUAGGGAAAGAUGAAGAAUUUACUACACACUAUGGUUCUAAUGGAGAAAUGCGAACCGAAUUAUGAUUUGAUAUGAUAACAGUUAGUUUAAACUGCAGAAGUGCGAGUAAUUGUAUAACGAUGAUAUAUUAUAUAAAGCUAUGAUAUUAAAUCUAUUAGUCAAUUGUACCGUAUUUGUACAUGUAGAUAAAAUCUACAGUCAUGUCUCCUAUUCCAUUAUUUAGUGUUUCCAUUUUUGAUAUUUUGACAUUAUAUGUAUUCAUUUAGUACUUUUUGAGAUUAAAUUUUUUUUACAUAUGUCUAUACUGCAUGGUACUUUUGCAUGAAUAAUUAUACCCCCGCACAACAAAGUUGUAAGAGGGGUAUACUGGAAUCAGCUUGUCCGGCCGUCCGUCCGGCCGUCGGUUUUUUCUUGUCCGCCCAAUAACUUAAGAUUCCUUUGACCCUUAGUCUUCAUAUUUGGCAUGGAGGUUAGUCAUGAUUAGUAGAUGACCCCUAUUGAUUUUGAGGUCACUAGGUCAAAGGUCAAGGUCACAGGGGCCUUGACUUCAAAAAGCUUGUCCGCCCAAUAACUUAAGAUUCCUUUGACCCUUAGUCUUCAUAUUUGGCAUGGAGGUUAGUCAUGAUUAGUAGAUGACCCCUAUUGAUUUUGAGGUCACUAGGUCAAAGGUCAAGGUCACAGGGGCCUUGACUUCAAAAAGCUUGUCCGCCCAAUAACUUAAGAUUCCUUUGACCCUUAGUCUUCAUAUUUGGCAUGGAGGUUAGUCAUGAUUAGUAGAUGACCCCUAUUGAUUUUGAGGUCACUAGGUCAAUGGUCAAGGUCACAGGGGCCUUGACUUCAAAAAGCUUGUCCGCCCAAUAACUUAAGAUUCCUUUGACCCUUAGUCUUCAUAUUUGGCAUGGAGGUUAGUCAUGAUUAGUAGAUGACCCCUAUUGAUUUUGAUGUCACCAGGUCAAAGGUCAAGGUCACAGGGGCCUUGACUUUAAAAAGCUUGUCCGCCCAAUAACUUAAGAUUCCUUUGACCUACAGUCGUCAUAUUUGGCAUGGAGGUUAGUCAUGAUUAGUAGAUGACCCCUAUUGAUUUUGAGGUCACCAGGUCAAAGGUCAAGGUCACAGGGACUUUGACUUCAAAAACUUUGUCUGCCCAAUAACAUUAGAUUCCUUUGACCCACAGUCGUCAUAUUUGGCAUGGAUGUUGAUCAUGAUUAGUAGAUGAACCCUUUUGAUUUUUGAGGUCACUGGAUCAAAGGUCAAGGUCAUAGGGACUUUGACUUCAAAAAGUUUGU